GAAACAGGUCCAGACAGGGAGAGCAUCAGUUCACUCACAGCUCUCUGAGAUCUGCGAAACCACUGCAUCCAACAUGGGCAAGAUCACCUUCUACGAGGACAGGAACUUCCAGGGUCGCUCCUAUGAGUGCAUGAGCGACUGCGGCGACAUGUCCUCCUACCUGAGCAGGUGUCACUCCUGCAGGGUGGAGAGCGGCUGCUUCAUGGUCUACGAUCGCCCCAACUACAUGGGCAACCAGUACUUCAUGAGGAGGGGCGAGUACUCCGACUACAUGAACAUGAUGGGAAUGAGCGGCGGCAUCAGGUCCUGCCGUAUGAUCCCCAUGCACAGAGGACAGUUCAGGAUGAGGAUCUACGAGAGGGAGAACUUCGGUGGUCAGAUGCACGAGAUGAUGGACGACUGCGAGAACAUCAUGGACCGCUACCGCAUGUCCGACUGCCAGUCCAGCAACGUGAUGGACGGCCACUGGCUGAUGUACGAGCAGCCCCACUACAGAGGCAGGAUGAUGUACAUGAGGCCUGGAGAGUACAGGAGCUUCAGGGAGAUGGGCUGGAGCGGCAUGAGGUUCAUGAGCAUGAGGCGCAUCACUGACAUGUGCUAAUUGUACAUUUUGAUGUCAAUAAAUCAUAGAAGUUUCUACUUUUAAA
Messenger RNA from Solea senegalensis (Senegalese sole), 647 nucleotides. RefSeq names its product gamma-crystallin M3-like. NCBI's taxonomy places the organism in Eukaryota, Metazoa, Chordata, Actinopteri, Pleuronectiformes, Soleidae. The record is from RefSeq and is a predicted model, not a curated record. Gene Ontology annotation, molecular function: structural constituent of eye lens. Gene Ontology annotation, biological process: lens development in camera-type eye; visual perception. Bases 74 to 601 code for a protein of 175 amino acids. The transcript is spliced from 3 exons.